Oncorhynchus tshawytscha (Chinook salmon) is the source of this 5481-nucleotide messenger RNA. RefSeq names its product inactive phospholipase C-like protein 2. The coding region runs from base 200 to 3529 and encodes 1109 amino acids. Gene Ontology annotation, molecular function: phosphatidylinositol-4,5-bisphosphate phospholipase C activity. NCBI's taxonomy places the organism in Eukaryota, Metazoa, Chordata, Actinopteri, Salmoniformes, Salmonidae. Gene Ontology annotation, biological process: lipid metabolic process; intracellular signal transduction. The record is from RefSeq and is a predicted model, not a curated record. The transcript is spliced from 6 exons.
CAAUCCACGGAAGACGCGACAUUAAAUACCAGUCAAAUAUGAACCAAGAAAAUGAUACGGAACGUUUUUGUGCAGUUGUUAUAACGAGGUAGCUAGCUAGCAAGCCAGGACAUUGGAUAAAUACAACAGCGUUGCAAGUGAAACACCUACAUAGCAGCUUGACAGCUAAGCUUGGUCUGUCUGUGUGCGUGGAGUGCCUAUGGCGGAGUUUGGAGAGAACGACGGCUCAUCUCCAUCGAAUACUGGGGAUUCGGUGGCUUUGCCCAGUGAUAAAACAGACUGGAGGACGCAGUGCGAAGUAUCGGUCUUCAAUGGGGACUGUGGGAUACCGGCAGACAUGGUUGGAUCAGAAACGUUACAUGACAGCCCAGGGCUUGAAACUGUCAACAACUCCUCUGUCAGAUUGGAUUCCAAAUCCGGAAUACCACGCAGGAGCAGCAUUAUAAAGGAUGGCUCGAGGCAGCGUAGAGAGAGGAAGAAGACUGUUUCGUUCAGCAGCAUGCCCACUGAGAAGAAGAUCAGCAGUGCGAGCGACUGCAUCAACGCCAUGGUGGACGGCUCUGAACUGAAGAAGGUCCGCUCCAACUCCCGCGUUUACCACCGCUACUUCCUCCUGGACGCCGACAUGCAGUCUCUAAGGUGGGAACCCUCCAAAAAAGAGUCAGAGAAAGCCAAAAUUGAUGUCAAGUCCAUCAAAGAGGUGCGGACAGGGAAAAACACAGAAACGUUUAGGACCAACGGAAUAUAUGAUCAGAUAUCAGAGGAUUGUGCCUUCUCAAUCAUCUAUGGGGAAAACUAUGAGUCUUUGGACUUGGUUGCAAACUCUGCCGAUAUGGCCAACAUAUGGGUGACCGGGCUUAGAUACCUGAUAUCCUAUGGGAAACACACCUUGAAUAUGAUUGAAAGCAACCAGAACAACAUGCGCUCCUCCUGGCUCGGUGACCUCUUUGAGGAGGCUGAUGCCAACAACAGCAAGCACAUCAGUCUAUGUGCUGCUGUGCAGCUAAUUAAAAACCUAAACCCUGGUCUCAAAAACAUUAAGAUUGAACUCAAGUUCAAGGAGUUUCACAAAUCUAAAGAUAAGGUGGGAUGUGGUGUGACUAAGGAGGAGUUCAUUGAAGUCUUUCAUGACCUUUGCACAAGACCAGAAAUGUAUUUCCUUCUUGUCCAGUUCUCUAGCAACAAGGAAUUUCUAGAUACCAAGGACUUAACUAUGUUUCUGGAGGCUGAGCAGGGUAUGGCACAAAUAAGUGAAGACACCAGUCUGGAGGUCAUUCAGAACUAUGAACCUUCCAAAGAGGGGCAGCUCAAGGGCUGGCUCUCCCUUGAUGGGUUUACCAAUUAUCUCAUGUCACCAGAGUGCCACAUCUUUGACCCUGAACAAAAAACAGUGUGUCAGGACAUGAACCAGCCCCUGUCCCACUAUUACAUCAACGCUUCCCAUAACACAUACCUGAUCGAGGAUCAGUUUAGAGGCCCCUCUGACGUUACAGGGUACAUCCGUGCCCUCAAGAUGGGCUGUCGUAGUGUAGAACUAGAUGUCUGGGAUGGACCAGAUAAUGAGCCUGUCAUUUACACUGGCCACACAAUGACCUCGCAGAUAGUCUUCCGCAGUGUCUGUGACGUCAUCAACAAAUAUGCCUUUGUUGCAUCUGACUUUCCCCUGAUAUUGUGUCUGGAGAACCACUGCUCUUUAAAGCAGCAGAGGGUCAUGUUUCAGCACUUGAAAAAGAUUCUUGGUGAUAAGAUUCACAUGAAUCCACCCUCACCUGAGGACAGCUACCUGCCCUCACCCUUUGACCUCAAGUGUAAAAUCCUGCUGAAGGGGAAGAAGCUGGGCACGAUCUGCAUCGGCUCGGAGGGCGAAGUGACUGAUGAGGAUGAGGGGGCUGAGAUGUCCCAAAGAAUGAACAUUGAAGCCGACGAACAACAGAGCAUGCCACUGAAAAAGUUCCAGCUGUCCAAGGACCUCUCUGAUCUGGUAACGUUGUGUAAAUCGAUUGCGUUCAAAGACUUCCCAACAGCUUUCCAAAGCCAGAGGCACUGGGAACUUUGCUCGUUCAAUGAAGUCUUUGCCAGUCGCUGUGCCAGUGAAUUCCCAGGCGACUUUGUUAACUACAACAAGAAAUUAUUGUCGAGAGUCUACCCCAGCCCAAUGCGGAUUGACUCCAGUAACAUGAACCCUCAGGACUUCUGGAAGUGUGGUUGCCAGAUCGUGGCAAUGAACUACCAGACCCCCGGCCUGAUGAUGGACCUAAACAUUGGCUGGUUCCGUCAGAAUGGGAACUGUGGUUAUGUGCUGCGACCAGCCAUAAUGAGGGAGCAGGUGUCAUAUUUCAGUGCCAACACUAAAGACUCAGUGCCUGGUGUGUCUCCUCAGCUCUUGCACAUAAAGAUCAUAAGUGGACAAAACUUCCCCAAACCAAAAGGCUCAGGUGCCAAAGGAGAUGUGGUUGACCCUUACGUCUAUGUGGAGAUCCAUGGCAUCCCUGCUGAUUGUGCAGAGCAAAGGACUAAAACUGUCAAUCAGAAUGGGGAGAACCCACUGUUUGACGAAAGCUUUGAGUUUCAGAUAAAUCUACCUGAGCUGGCCAUGGUGCGCUUUGUGGUGCUUGAUGAUGACUACAUUGGCGACGAGUUCAUCGGCCAGUACACAAUCCCCUUCGAGUGUCUCCAGCCGGGAUUCCGGCACACACCGUUACAAUCGCUAACAGGAGAAGUCCUUCCCCACGCCUGGCUGUUUGUCCAUGUGGCCAUCACCAACCGAAGGGGCGGGGGCAAGCCUCACAAGAGGGGACUGUCAGUGCGUAAGGGCAAGAGAAGUCGGGAGUAUGCCACCAUGAGGGUGCUGGUCAUCAAGGCUGUGGACGACAUCUUCAAGACAGCCAUACUGCCACUGAGGGAAGCCACCGACCUCAGAGAAAACAUGCAGAAUGCCAUAGUGCCCUUCAAGGAAUUAUGUGGCCUCUCGGCGGUGGCCAACCUGAAGCAGUGCAUCCUGGCCCUGUCCUCCCGGCUGACAGGGGCUGACAACAACCCCCUCCUGGUGUUCAACCUCAAGGACCAGUACCCCACCAUGGAGCCCCAGGGCCAGCUACCAGAUGUCCUGAAGAAGGUGGUCACCACCUAUGACAUGAUGAUCCAGACCAGCAAGACUCUGCUGGAGAACUCUGAGGGAGUCUAUGACCGAAUACUGCUAACCCAGAAAGCAGCGAUGGCGUUCCAUGAGAACCUCCAUGACAUGGCGGUAAAGGAGGGCCUGAAGGGCAGGAAGCUGGCCAAGGCUGUGGAGAGCUUCACCUGGAACAUAACCAUCCUCAAGGGCCAGGCGGACCUGCUGAAGCACGCAAAGAGUGAGGUCCAGGAGAGCCUGAAGCAGAUCCACUAUGCCGCCCUCACCUGUAACCUCAGUAAGGACGGGCCUUCAGGGAGCACGGCAGGCUCCGAGUCCAGGGCCCGACCACGCAGCCUGGACGCCAUCCCUGAGAAAGCCACGGGGGAGGACGAGCUCUCUGAGGAGGACAACUGAAGGUUUACGCCCUAAACCCUUCAUACCUCCAAGCCCCUUGCCCUACCCUAGUGGCAUACAUAAACCUCCUUACCGCAGUCCCACACAAACCUGACUACAGUAUACCUGUUCUAGUGCCGUUGCCACACACAACUAUUCUUAUUCCAGUGCCGUAUACAACCAUUCUAUUCCCACCCCAGUCCCACACAAACCUGACUACAGUAUACCUGUUCUAGUGCCGAACCAUUCCAUUCCCACCCCAGUCCCACUCAAACCUGACUACAGUAUACCUGUUCUAGUGCCGAACCAUUCCAUUCCCACCCCAGUCCCACUCAAACCUGACUACAGUAUACCUGUUCUAGUGCCGAACCAUUCCAUUCCCACCCCAGUCCCACUCAAACCUGACUACAGUAUGUAUACCUGUUCUAGUGCCGUUGCCACACACAACUAUUCUUAUUCCAGUGCCGUAUACAACCAUUCUAUUCCCACCCCAGUCCCACACAAACCUGACUACAGUAUACCUGUUCUAGUGCCGAACCAUUCCAUUCCCACCCCAGUCCCACUCAAACCUGACUACAGUAUACCUGUUCUAGUGCCGAACCAUUCCAUUCCCACCCCAGUCCCACUCAAACCUGACUACAGUAUACCUGUUCUAGUGCCGAACCAUUCCAUUCCCACCCCAGUCCCACUCAAACCUGACUACAGUAUGUAUACCUGUUCUAGUGCCGUUGCCACACACAACUAUUCUUAUUCCAGUGCCGUAUACAACCAUUCUAUUCCCACCCCAGUCCCACUCAAACCUCCCUUUGCUUAACCAGGUACCACACAAAAAGCCCUUAACCCCUCCUGCCCACCUCAACGUCCAACAGCAAGAUGUUGCAGGUCAACUAGGAGGGUCAAGUGAACUUGCAGCCACGGUCUUAAAGCCGUGACCUACUGUAGAGAGAGUGCACUUAUUUACAGGCAGACCCCAGGGUCUGACCCUAGGAGAGCCGCUCUAAAGGGUCCAAGGAUUUCUUAAGCACAAUUUACGGGUUUCUGACCAACCAGAAAUUAGAGCUGUGAAUGUAAUAGGAAACAGGAACAAUGGAGAGAAGGAAAGAAGAAAAGGGAGGCGAGAGCUGUUUACAAGAAUGAACUUGUUCUUGUCUGCCAAAAUAGUAUGUUUAUAUAUGGAGUUCUGUUACUUUUUUUGCAGCGUGCUUCAUUUUAUUAUUGUAUUCUUGAGAAAUAAGAUUUAUUUUGUAAAGGAAAUGGCUCGUCCAUGAAAAAUAACUAUUUUAUUUGUCUGUACAGAUGUGAAAUUGUCCUUUACACUUUCCCACUGGAGAGUUCCUUUGUCGAGACGAGGGACGGAUAGAGACUUUCAACCUCAGUGUGUGGUCCAAAGGGUGACAGUCGGAGUCUUAAACACAACCAGCAACUGCUUGGUGAAGGAACCAUGGAGAGAAUAACUCGUUAGGUCUACGUUUUGGUAUCAUUUCACCAUUCCACGUGAGAGGCUUGAGUAAGGUGUACAAAGUAAUAAUAGCUUAUCAAGCAGUCCUGGUAACAAACUAGCACCCUAUUCAUGAAUACGGUUUCAUAUAUGACUGUGCCUCAUUGCUACAAAUCAGUCAACAAAAGGGAUGGAUGGUGAGGAAAGAGCUGCUCUUCCUCGCAUCCAUCCAUCUUAACCUGCUUUUGUCCACCAGUUGCUUCUAGUUUGUAUUUUGUUCAUUCUCUCCACAGUGCUGAAACAGCGUUGCUCCUGGUCAACUUUAGCCACCCACCACCACCUCUGGAUCUGACCCACCAGUGUUUUAACUGGGCCCACACUGGGACAAAAAGUAAUUCACAAACUUCAGUGCUGUGACUGUUGUAUUUAUAACUGUUAACCAUUUUUACCGAUGGAGAGAAAAAGAAGAAAAAAAUACCGGUUUUGCUUUUCUGUUAAUUCCUGAAACCUUCAGAAUAAACCACGUUAAAUCAUU